This is a messenger RNA of Pseudocercospora fijiensis CIRAD86, 471 nucleotides long. RefSeq lists its product as uncharacterized. The transcript has a single exon. The record is from RefSeq and is a predicted model, not a curated record. Gene Ontology annotation, biological process: protein insertion into mitochondrial inner membrane. Gene Ontology annotation, cellular component: TIM22 mitochondrial import inner membrane insertion complex. Lineage: Eukaryota; Fungi; Ascomycota; Dothideomycetes; Mycosphaerellales; Mycosphaerellaceae. Gene Ontology annotation, molecular function: transmembrane protein transporter activity. Bases 1 to 471 code for a protein of 156 amino acids.
AUGCAAUCAGCAAUGGAAUCCUGCCCCGCGAAAACCGUUCUAUCAGGCGGCAUGGGUUUCGGCUUCGGCGGUCUCUUCGGCCUCUUCAUGGCCUCGAUGCGCUACGACACGCCCCUCUCCGCAGGCCAACCCGGCGGCGUAGGCACAGGCGCCAUCCCCUCAAUCCCCAUGCGCGAACAACUCAAGAUCGGCUUCAAAGAUAUGGGAAAGAGUUCAUGGUCUUCGGCCAAGAAUUUCGGAUACAUUGGAGCGAUCUUCGCGGGCACGGAGUGUUGUAUUGAGGGUUUUCGGGCGAAGAAUGAUAUGGGGAAUGGUGUUGCGGCGGGAUGCUUGACGGGGGCGUUUCUGGCGAAGAAUGCUGGUCCUCAGGCUAUGGCGGUCGGGUGUGCGGGUUUUGCGGCUUUCAGUGCGGCGAUUGAUGCGUAUAUGAGGAUGGAGAGUAAUGAUGUUGCGGCGGAUCCGAUUAUAUGA